This is a messenger RNA of Prunus armeniaca (apricot), 378 nucleotides long. NCBI's taxonomy places the organism in Eukaryota, Viridiplantae, Streptophyta, Magnoliopsida, Rosales, Rosaceae. The record is from the annotation of a GenBank genome assembly.
AUGAAGGGCGGCGUCAGUGUGGUUGUAAGAGACUCCACCGGCAAAUUUGUGGUGGAUUGUGCAAUUAAAUUGACUAAUGUUUUCUCUGCGUCACAAGUGGAGGCUUUGGCUACAAGAAUGACGCAAGUGGAGGCUUUGGCUACAAGAACAGGUACAAUAUUGGAGAUGGAAAGGGGUUUUCAAAAUGUUUUCAUUGAAAGUGAUGCUCUCCAGAUCGUUACAUCACUUCGAAGUCCCUCCAUAGAUAGGUCUAUCAUAGGACCAGUGGUGGAGGAUACCAGGAGCUUGCUGACACAGGUCACUGGAGAAGGUUUUACCCAUGGUGUGGCUCAUCGUUUAGCGCAUUUUGCCUUGCAUAUCGGGGGUUCUCUAUACUGA